Messenger RNA from Suricata suricatta (meerkat), 2606 nucleotides. RefSeq names its product protein only RNase P catalytic subunit (gene PRORP). Gene Ontology annotation, cellular component: mitochondrion; mitochondrial ribonuclease P complex. Gene Ontology annotation, biological process: mitochondrial tRNA 5'-end processing; tRNA 5'-leader removal. NCBI's taxonomy places the organism in Eukaryota, Metazoa, Chordata, Mammalia, Carnivora, Herpestidae. The record is from RefSeq and is a predicted model, not a curated record. Gene Ontology annotation, molecular function: ribonuclease P activity; protein binding. The coding region runs from base 594 to 2423 and encodes 609 amino acids. The transcript is spliced from 9 exons.
UGACGCGGGAGUCCGUAGGCGUUUCCGGCGCCGGGCGUUAGGGUGGGGUCUUUCUUCCUUCACAAUUUCUUUUCAUUGUUCAUUGCUGAUAACUAGGGGCUCUAAAGCGUCCCUGAAUGUAGCGGACGUCUUCAGCAGCCGCCUAUGCCACUAAAAGUUUCAAAAUCGUCUUUCUACCGCUGUCAGGCCCAGCGGAACGCCUGCGUCUGGUUCAGCCACGCCUCCACUGUCUGGGCCCUCGCGGUGCAUUGUGGACGUGGUAGUUUCCGCUGCGUCUAUGGUUGCAUUAAGCGUGAGUGCUGAGGUUUACAGGUUGGAAUUUAUCGGGCACCAGAAGAUUCCAGCCCUGUCCCCUGGUUCAGAGAAUUUUGACUGACUUUGGCUGUCCCUGGAUGGUUGUUUAAUGGAGAGAACUCAACAGACUUCGUUGUAUUAAGUAACCUCAAAAGCAGAUCCUUUGUGGGAAAAUGAAAUCAUCUUUUAAGAAGUUGUGCUCCGAUUCUCUGCCCUCCACUCCCAAUUCCUUAAUUAUGCAGUAGAAGUAGGGGCUUUGUGAACAUCUGUCUCAAUAUAUUUGGUGCUGCUCACAGUGCAUGAUGACUUUCUGGUUCACAGGUAUUCGAAGCCUUCCUAAGCUCUGGAAGAGCAACCCAUACCUUGGCCUAGGCCCAGGACACUCUUACCUCUCUCUCUGUCUCAAAGACUAUUAUGGCAUCAGGAACCAACAGCAGUGGUUUUCUCUUAAAGCAGUGUCUCCACAAAAUACUAAAGCAGUGAAUCUUCUGAUUUCCAAGGCCAGCUAUCUCAGGAAACGAGAUGAAGACAGUAAUAAGCAAGUUUCUUCUGAUUCCCAUCUUUUUGCAGCUGGAGCAGCUAAGAAGAGAUCACAGAUGAAUCCUCAUAGGGAGGAUCAUGCCUUGUCACCUGUUAGGAACAGGAUUCAACUUCCAACAAGACCUUUGAAUUCAGAAGAGUGGGAUAAACUCAAGGAAGACUUCAAAGGAAAGGCUAAUUUUGAAAGUUGGACCAUUUCACAAAUGGCUCACUACCGUAGCUCUAUAGAUGUGGCCAAAUCUCUCUUAGCCUGGGUAGCUGCCAAAAACAAUGGUAUUGUAGGCUAUGAUUUGCUGGUUAGGUAUUUGUAUCUCUGUGUCUUUCAUAAACAUAUACCGGAAGUUGUUGAUGUCUAUGAAAUCAUGAAAGCCAGAUACAAGAGGUUAGAACCUGGAGGGUAUACUCUUCUCAUCCAAGGAUUAAUUCACUCAGACAGAUGGAGAGAGGCCUUACUGCUGUUAGAGGAUAUCAAAAAAGUCAUGAUUCCUUCAAAAAAGAACUACAAUGAUUGUAUCGAAGGAGCCCUCCUUCACCAAGAUAUAAACCUAGCUUGGAGUUUAUAUCAGGAAUUGUUAGGUCAUAAUCUUAUUCCUAUGUUGAAAACGUUAAAAGCAUUCUUUGACUUUGGAAAAAACAUAACAGAUGAUCAGUAUUCAAACAAACUACUUGACAUUCUUUUGUAUCUAAGAAAUAAUCGUCUAUAUCCUGAUGAAUCAUUUGCACACAGUAUAAAAACAUGGUUUGAAAGUGUUCCUGGGGAAAAAUGGAAAGGACAGUUCACAACAAUCCGGGGAAGUGGUCAGUGUUUGGGCUGUGGAAAAACCAUGGAGUCUAUUCGCCUGAGUCCAGAAGACUAUGAAUUUCUUAAGGGAAAAAUCAUGAGGGAUGUGAUAGAUGGAGGUGAUCAAUACAAAAAGACAACCCCUCAGGAACUUGAGAGAUUUCAGAACUUUGUAAAGUGCUGUCCUCCUUUCGAUAUCGUCAUUGAUGGGCUCAAUGUUGCCAAAAUGUUUCCUAAAGCUCGUGAAUCUCAAGUUAAUGAAAAUGCCCCCAAGAUUGAAGUCUUUCUGCAUCUUGUUUACAGUUACAUUGUCAGCACUGAGAAGAGGGCCUUGCACAUACUCUUGAAUGUGGUCUCUCAACUAGCCAAGCAGAAUCUGCAGCUGCUGGUCCUGGGCCGAAAGCACAUGCUAACACAGCACUCCAGGUGGAGAAAGGAUGAGAUGAAAAAGCUGCAGAAGCAAGCCAGUUGCUUCUUUGCUGAUAACAUCUCGGCGGACGACCCCUUCCUUCUGUAUGCCACCCUGCACUCGGGGAACCACUGCAAGUUUAUCACCAAAGAUCUGAUGCGGGACCACAAGGCCUGUCUACAUGAUGCCAAGACCCAGGUCCUCUUCUUUAAGUGGCAGCAGGGCCAUCAGCUAGCAAUUGUUAAUAAGUUUCCAAUAACUUUUCAGCAUAUCCCCAGUUAUGACACAGUGGUGCAAACCACUGGAGACUCAUGGCACAUACCAUAUGAUGAAGACUUGGUGGAAAGAUACUCUUAUGAAGUGCCAACGAAAUGGCUGUGCCUUCACCGAAAGACAUAAAGAGUGCACCCCAUGCACAAGUUGUGUUUGGGUGCCCUACUAGUUGGCAUCAGAGCUCUUCAGUCAGUGCUUGCUUAGAGUAUUGCUCCUGUGUGAUCCACUUUGUUCUGUUUGGUCCAGUUGGGUUGUGUGUCAACAAAUUGAAGGUUUUUUUUAAAUGAAAUAAAACAUAUCUUUUCAUAA